Penicillium brevicompactum is the source of this 915-nucleotide messenger RNA. RefSeq lists its product as uncharacterized. NCBI's taxonomy places the organism in Eukaryota, Fungi, Ascomycota, Eurotiomycetes, Eurotiales, Aspergillaceae. The coding region runs from base 1 to 915 and encodes 304 amino acids. The record is from RefSeq and is a predicted model, not a curated record. The transcript is spliced from 4 exons.
AUGGCCAUCUCUCAAACAAACCCAGACCCAAAGAGAAAGAUUGUCAUCUUCUCCGACUUCGAUGGCACAAUUUUCAUGCAAGACACAGGCCAUGUCCUGGUCGAUGCCCUAGGCGGCGGAGAAGAAUACAGACACAAACUAGAAGCACAAUUUGCUUCCGGCGAACGAACAUUCCGCGAAAUCUCCGACGACAUGUGGGGAUCCCUGAACAUCCCCUUCGGUGACGGCUUCGACCUAAUGGCCCAGACCCUCAAAAUCGACCCCGGCUUCCAAGAAUUCCACGACUACUGCCUGAAAGAGGGUUUCCCAUUCAAUAUUAUCAGCGCAGGACUAAAACCCGUUCUCCAGCGCACACUGGACAUCUUCCUCGGCGAGAAGGCCGAGUCUUUGAACAUCGUCGCAAACAAUCUCGAAGCCCCAGGUGGUGUCCCCUGGAAGCCUGUCUGGCUUCACGACUGCGACACCGGCCUCGACAAGGCUUAUAGCGUAAACGAAGCACGCAGCCAAGCACAACUGGACUGUCUUCCCGGCGAGAUUCCACUCAUCAUUUUCAUCGGCGACGGCGUCUCCGAUCUCCCUGCUGCGCGCGAAGCAGACGUUCUAUUCGCGCGCCGCGGCCUCCGUCUCGAGCAACAUUGCCUGGAGCACGAUAUCCCGUACAUCCCCUUCGACACAUUUUCCGAUGUGAAGCGCGAGGUCGAGGCUAUCAGUAUCGAGGACCAGAAGAAGACUGGUGGACAGGGCAAGCCUGCACGGUAUAACCCGCGUGCCAACAUGUGGCGCAGUCUUUCGAGCAAGGAAGCUGUUCCUACGCUUAUGGCUACUGGUACGCCUUCGGCUGCGGAGAAGAUGUCGCUUUGGCCUGAUUACUUCUCUGCGCCUAAGAAUGCUCAGCCCGAGACUAUAAAGGAAUGA